Naegleria gruberi is the source of this 1017-nucleotide messenger RNA. RefSeq lists its product as uncharacterized. The coding region runs from base 1 to 1017 and encodes 338 amino acids. The transcript is spliced from 2 exons. Lineage: Eukaryota; Heterolobosea; Eutetramitea; Acrasida; Naegleriidae. Gene Ontology annotation, molecular function: protein binding. The record is from RefSeq and is a predicted model, not a curated record.
AUGCUCCCAAUUCCAAGAAGAGAGAACAACGAUUCGACUAUUGUAUUGAUUAACGAAGAAGAACAAGGUUCAUCAUCAGCAUCGGUCAAUAGCAAGUAUAGAGUGCAGGAUAUUGCACCUGAUUAUUAUGAUGACUAUAAAUUUGGAGAUGAAGAGGAUGAAGAAGAGGAAGAAGAUGUAGGACCUUCCGAACAAUGGGCUUCUUCUGUGAUUUCGUAUAGCUCUUACUGGGGUGUUCAUAUUUAUGAAUCAUCAACACCUGGAUCUGUUACUAAAAUUAGUGGAAGACGUGAAAAUUCAAAUGAAUGGGUUACUUUGUGGUCUGGUCCUGCAACAAAUGGUAUCCAUGUAGCAAGAGAUUUUGCUCCAGAAUUGACUGUAAAAGGAUUUAAAACUAAUGCUAUUAGAAUUGAUUUAAGUAUGAAUGGAGGUUGGACAGAAAUUGAUGCAGUCAAAAUUUGUGGAAAAGGAGGUGUUCAAAAGGAAGAAGUUCCAGAAAUUAGCAAAUUUUAUAGAAGUCUUUUGAAGAGUGGUUUGCAUGCUGAUUUAACUGUCGUUCAUAAGAGUUCUGGAAGAGAAAUCAAAUGUUUGAAAGCUAUCCUUGCUGCUAGAUCUCCAUUUUUAAAGACUCUUAUCGAUAGCUCUGUAAAUAAUACCAUUGUAGUUGACACAUUUGCUCCAUUCCCUGCCCUAGUUGCAGCAUUGGAUUAUAUGUACAGUAGUUUUACAAAUGUAAGACCAUGUCAUUUGAUUGAAACAUUUGUUUUGGCAGAUCAAUUAAUGUUACCAGGAUUAUCUGAAUAUUGUGUCAAUCUCUUCAGAAAGGUUGUUUCAUCAGAAAACAUUUUUGUAUUCUACAGUGCUGCUAAGGAACAUCAAUCUCACACUUUCUUACGUUCAACCCUGGAUUACAUGGCCAGCAAUUACAAAAGUGUCUUCCUCCAACCAGAUCUUCACAUUGUGGAAAAAUCUGAUUUGUUAACCAUUUGUAAAUCAUUAGCAACCAAGAAUAAUUAA